Messenger RNA from Purpureocillium lilacinum, 1488 nucleotides. The record is from RefSeq and is a predicted model, not a curated record. Lineage: Eukaryota; Fungi; Ascomycota; Sordariomycetes; Hypocreales; Ophiocordycipitaceae.
AUGGUUUCCAAUCUUGCCGACGAGACAGCCCCGUUGCUGGUGGCGGGACCGCCACAGCGGGAGACGGUUCACGGCCAGCGACUUCCUGUAACCGCUGAUUUCAGUUCCAAUGACGAUCCAGACAAUCCACUCAACUGGACUCCGCGCUUCAAAUGGGGAAUUGUGGCCUUGCUGGCCCUCACAAGCUUUACGGUGACCUUCAACUGCAUGUCGGUAAUCCCAGUGGCGCGUCACAUCAUCGAGGAACUAGAGGGCGGCAACACGUCCAGCUCCGCCUCCGUGCUUCCGAUCACGAUCUGGGAGCUAGGGGAAGCCGCCGGGCCUAUCUUCAUCGGGCCGCUAUCGGAGGUCAUCGGCAGGCACCGGAUCAUCAAUGCUGCAAAUUCCGUCUUCAUCCUCGCCACGAUAUGCGCCGCUGUUUCCCGAAGUACCUCGUUGUUCAUUGCCUCGCGCGCGAUGACCGGCAUGGCCGUGUCAUCCAACGUCCUUAAUCCCGCCAUCGUAGGCGACAUAUUCGUGCCUGAUCAAAGAGGCACCGCCAUCAGUCUGAUCAUGUUCGCGCCUCUCUUGGGUGGUACCGUCGGACCUGCCCUGAGCGGCUUACUUUCGCAGAGCCUGGGCUGGCGAUGCGUACUCUGGGUCUGCGUCGCGCUCGCGGCAGCGUGCGGAUUUGCAUUUCUUACAUAUUUCCAGGAGACAUAUAGUAUCGUCAUUCUUCGCCGGAGAGUGUCCAAACGGCGUACGCAACCCGGAAGCGAGCGUGUUUAUAAUGACGCAGCAGGCAUCGACCUCGGGAAGAGCUCAGUCAGGUUGUGGUCGUCUAUCCUACGGCCCUUCAAAGUGCUCUAUGGCUCAGGUGUUCUAGCAAGCCUUGCGCUCUUCGGCUCGGUCGUCUUUUCUCAAAUUUAUGUACUCUCGGUGACGCUUCCACUCAUCCUGGGAGAUGUUUAUGGGCUAUCGCCGGCGGCGGUUGGCUCGGCUUUUGUCGCAAAUGGCUUUGGAUCCUUUAUCAGUGUCUUGAUCUGCAACUUAGGGCUUGACAGGGCCUAUGUCAAGCUCCGUGAGGCCAACGGAGGAGUAGGGAUGCCAGAACAUCGGUUGCCUAUGGCCAUUGUCGGCGCGUUAUCCUUACCUCCUGCUGUGGCUUUAUACGGCUGGUGUGCUGAGUACAGGCUACCUCUCACUCUCUUUCUCGCGUCCGUCAUCUUCAUACGAUUUUCGCUGCUUUUGGUCAUCCUACCGCUUAUGGCGUAUGUAGUGGACGCCUCCGGGCUGCACUCAGCAUCCGCUUUGACAGGUGUCAUCGUUCUGCGAUGCCUGGCUAGUGCAUUUCUACCACUUUUGAUGGCAUCAGGUGUGGAACAAUUUGGCUACGGUCGAGGGUUUUUGGUACUUGCCAGUCUCAAUCUCCUUUUAGCUCUCGUGCCAAUCGCCAUCCAACGCUAUGGUGGCGCGUGGAGGAAGCAUUCUAAGUACACCAGGAUUUGA